ACUGUCACUUUGACACAACUCCUACCAAUCUGACGUGUAUAGCGUACUGUUGGAAAAAUUCGAGUCGACAUUGGAACGGCGUUGUACGGUGCUUUUCUACCCUUGGAAGCAUUCGUAGGACUCCGGUCCUUGGUGUAUGGAAACGGAGAAACACGGGAAGAAAGGCACUUCGAUAAACCGAUAAAUCUAGACUCCAUUUACUGGAGAAGCACCAAAGUGCACGGUGCGGUGUGCGGUUUUUUUUGUGCUGAAGGAAAUAGAGCUUAAUAAAUUAUAUUAACCAGCGAACAACGGCAGCAUGAUCCGGAUGGGCAGGGUUCUGAUCGCCCUUUGCCACCUGAUCGCUCUGGUGGCAAGCGUUGAUCGUAACAACUUUAAAACUUGCGAACAGAGUAGUUUUUGUCGCCGGUUGCGGUCGCUGGAACCUCAGACGAGCGAGUUCGAGGUGUUGCCACAGUCGCUGCAGCAGUUCAAGCAGUACGUUACGUUGACCCUUACACAUCAACGCACGAAGCACGAGUACACGCUGAAGUUGGCAUGCGUGAAAGGUGGUGGUUCGUUCCACAUGCAGGUGGACGAGAAGCAACCGUUGAGCGUGAGAUACCGGGUACAGGAUGCGCUCGUGCAGGAACCACAGUACGGUCCUACCAAGGUGGAAAGUACGUCCGCUACGUUGAUAAUGGUGGCCUGCGGUGAGGGUAACGGUGUGAAGGCCGCCAUCCAGGUUGCACCGUUCAAGGUGGACUUUUUCCAGCAGGGUAAGCUGGUGGUGACGGCGAACGGUAAAGGCAUGAUGCGGUUCGAGCAUCUGCGCCACAAACCGGAACCGAGGGCGGAACAGAAUGCGGAAGGACAGGCGGACCAGGAACAGAAGGAAGGUGAACAGGCGGAACAAGCGGACGAACCACCGGCAGACGAUCCGGGUGCAUGGGAGGAAAAUUUUAAAUCACACCACGACUCGAAAUCGAAAGGUCCGGAAGGGUUGGCGCUAGAUUUUACCUUCCCUCAGGCGAAGGUACUGUUUGGCAUCCCGGAACAUGCGGAUACGUUCGCUUUGCGACACACGGCAACGAAGGGUACGGAUCCGUACCGUUUGUACAAUCUGGAUGUGUUCGAGUACGAGCUAAACAACGGCAUGGCACUGUACGGUUCCGUGCCAGUAAUUUAUGGCCAUGGUGAAACAUCCACCAGUGCAGUGUUUUGGUUGAAUGCGGCCGAAACGUGGGUGGAUGUGUUUAGCGCAAACCGUGACACGGAUGUUGUCUCGUCGCUGGUCAAUCUGGUAUCGUGGAACAGUCAGACGGAACCGCCGGCAGCCAACUUUAUCUCGGAGAGUGGCAUUAUGGAUGUGUUCGUCCUGCUCGGACCGGGACCGACCGAUGCGUUCCGGCAGUACACCGACCUAACCGGGAAGGGACCGUUGCCGCAGCUGUACGCGAUUGCCUAUCACCAGUGCCGCUGGAACUACAACGACGAGCGCGAUGUGGAGAUGGUGUCGGCAAAGUUCGACGAGCAUGAUAUACCGAUGGACACGAUGUGGUUGGAUAUUGAGUAUACGGACGGGAAGCGUUACUUCACCUGGGAUCAUCACAAGUUCCCACAUCCGGUGGAAAUGAUACGCAACCUGACCGAGCUCGGGCGCCAUCUGACGAUCAUCAUCGAUCCGCACAUUAAGCGGGACGGUGGCUAUUUCUUCCACAACGAGUGCACCGAUCGGGGCCUGUACGUGAAGAACAAGGACGGCGGUGACUACGAAGGAUGGUGCUGGCCGGGUGCGGCCAGUUAUGUCGAUUUCUUCAACCCGGACGCACGGCGCCAUUAUGCGGAUCAGUAUCUGUUGGAAAACUUCCGCGAACAGUCGGAAACGGUCGGCAUCUGGAACGAUAUGAAUGAACCGUCCGUCUUUAACGGACCGGAGGUAACGAUGCUGAAGGAUAAUGUACACCACGGUGGACUGGAGCAUCGGGAUGUGCACAACCUGUACGGACACAUGCAGCUGAUCGCAACGUUCGAUGGUUUGCUGCGGCGUGGUAAUGGCCGUUUGCGUCCAUUUAUUCUUACCCGGUCGCACUUUGCCGGCAGCCAGCGUUAUGCGGCUGUUUGGACUGGGGACAACAUGGCCGACUGGGGACAUUUGCAGGCAUCGAUCAAGAUGUGCCUUUCACUGUCGGUCGCCGGUAUUAGCUUCUGCGGUGCGGACGUCGGUGGUUUCUUUGGCAAUCCGGAUGGUGAGCUGUUUUCGCGCUGGUAUCAAACGGGCGCAUUCCAACCGUUCUUCCGUUCGCAUGCCCAUAUCGAUACGAAGCGGCGCGAACCGUGGCUAUUCCCGGAGGAGGUAAAGCUCGUCAUACGCGAUGCGAUCCGGAAGCGUUACCGACUGUUACCGUUCUGGUAUACGAUGUUCUACGAGCAUGAGCGUAGCGGUUUGCCAAUCAUGCGUCCACUGCUGGCGCACUACCCGACGGAUGUGAACGCAUUUGCGAUCGAUCAUCAGUAUCUGCUCGGGGAUGAAUUGUUGGUAGCACCGGUGCUGGACCAGAAGCAGCAGCGUAGCCGCGAGGUAUACUUCCCGGUGCGGGCUGACGGCCAAGGUGACUGGUGGUACGAUUGCGACACGUACCGUAAGCACACCGGCACGGGUUUGGAAGCGAUCCCGGUUGAUAACUACAAGGUGCCAGUGUUCCAGCGCGGUGGCACAAUUCUCCCGACGAAGGAACGCAUCCGCCGUGCAUCGACACUGAUGCGACACGAUCCGUACACACUGACGGUGGCACUGGACCGGGAAGGACGUGCGAAGGGCACACUAUACAUCGACGACGAGCUAAGCUACGAGUAUCGGCGCGGUCAUUAUCUCUAUCUGGAGUUUGAAUUCCGCGACGGUGUACUGAGCAGUCGGAAAAUUGAUACCACCGCCACCUACCAGACGGAUACAUGGCUCGAGCGGGUAAUUAUUGUUGGACUGGGAAAAGUCCCAACGACGGCCACCCUCUAUACCGAUGCGUCCGGUGCUGCCACUGGACGGUUGGAGCUAGAGCGUGCUGGAGAUGUAGUAACCGUGCGCAAACCGGGCGUCUCCAUGCUGGACGCUUGGUCCAUUAAGCUCGAUUUUUAAGGAGGACUACAUCUAGGCAGGCUAUUUCCUUAGUGUAGCACUUUUUUUUGGUAGGAGAAAUUGUAGGAUCUAUUUUAUAGGGGGCGUGAUCGAAAUUAUGAUUGUGUACACAUUGUGUGUCCGUGCUUUUGGGAACUUGCAAUCCCGCGUAUCGUGCGAAAGGUUUAUUUAGGAGGAGAUAUACACUCGGAAGAUUGAAAGGAGAUCCAAUAUUUUGAUAUAUCUCCUUUGAGGAGUGAUUUUUUUUUUAAAGGAAAACUACCUCAUAUAGACGGUGUUUUCAUGGUGUUUUGAGGGUAAACGUAGCAAAAAAAAUUUAAAAUUUAUUGUGAUGUAUAAUUUGAUAAAUUUGUAAACCCUUUAUCGCAGGGCUCUUCAAAAGAAAUUGUGCAAUGAUUAUUCGUGUGUGGCACUACAAACUCAAGAGGUUUUUGGCUUGCCAUUACUGACAAUUACAAGUAAAUUGUGUAAAGAACAAAUUCAAAUCAUUCGAUUCACACGGUUUUAGUAAAAAAAAUUGAAAUAAGUUUUUUGAGCAAAAAAAACAGUUUGAACAUUGAACAACAAUGCGCUUUUGCAUGAAGAGAUGAGUUUGCUCAUUAGGGGUUUUUUUUCAAUAGGAACGUGCAAUUUGACAUUUUAACCAGAUAUUCGUAAAAAAAAGGAAAUACAGCUGUGGAAAUACUGACUGACUGUAUAUCUUCCCUUAAGCAAAUGUUUCGUGUCAACGAAUGCGGUGCAUAACGCUUGAUCAGAGCUGUGUGUCCCUAUGGGGCAGAAGAGAAAUAGAAUGGGACUCACGUUGUAUGGAAAUUAAAAUUUAGAAUUUUGAAUAAAACCACUACUUUCCAUAAUCUAA
Anopheles funestus (African malaria mosquito) is the source of this 3971-nucleotide messenger RNA. It is a transcript of the gene GCS2alpha, whose product is annotated as neutral alpha-glucosidase AB. NCBI's taxonomy places the organism in Eukaryota, Metazoa, Arthropoda, Insecta, Diptera, Culicidae. Gene Ontology annotation, molecular function: carbohydrate binding; alpha-glucosidase activity. The transcript is spliced from 3 exons. Bases 299 to 3112 code for a protein of 937 amino acids. Gene Ontology annotation, biological process: carbohydrate metabolic process; N-glycan processing. The record is from RefSeq and is a predicted model, not a curated record.